Molecule: messenger RNA, 1541 nt
Organism: Tupaia belangeri chinensis (Chinese tree shrew)
Lineage: Eukaryota; Metazoa; Chordata; Mammalia; Scandentia; Tupaiidae
Gene: SIGMAR1
Product: sigma non-opioid intracellular receptor 1
Exons: 4
Coding region: 18-689 (223 amino acids)
Cellular component (GO): endoplasmic reticulum
Source: RefSeq, a predicted model, not a curated record
CCGGGAGGGCCGCCGGGAUGCAGUGGGCGGUGGGCCGGCGGUGGGUGUGGGCCGCGCUACUCCUGGCUGCCGCGGCGGUGCUGACCCAGGUGGUCUGGCUCUGGCUGGGUACUCAGAACUUCGUCUUCCAGCGUGAAGAGAUCGCGCAGUUGGCGCGGCAGUACGCUGGGCUGGACCAUGAGCUGGCCUUCUCCCGGCUGAUCGUGGAACUGCGGCGUCUGCACCCAGGCCACGUGCUGCCCGAUGAAGAGCUGCAGUGGGUGUUCGUGAACGCGGGCGGCUGGAUGGGUGCCAUGUGCCUUCUGCACGCCUCGCUGUCCGAGUACGUGCUGCUCUUCGGCACCGCUCUGGGCUCCCGCGGCCACUCGGGACGCUAUUGGGCUGAGAUCUCGGACACCAUCAUCUCUGGCACUUUCCACCAAUGGAGAGAGGGCACCACCAAAAGUGAGGUUUUCUACCCAGGGGAGACAGUGGUGCACGGGCCCGGAGAGGCAACGGCUGUGGAGUGGGGGCCAAACACAUGGAUGGUGGAAUACGGUCGGGGUGUCAUUCCAUCUACCCUGGCAUUCGCCCUGGCUGACACUGUCUUCAGCACCCAGGACUUCCUCACCCUCUUCUAUACUCUUCGCUCCUAUGCCCGGGCCCUCCGGCUCGAGCUUACUACCUACCUCUUUGGCCAAGACCCCUGACUGGCCAGGCCUGAAGGAAGACCUGUGGAUGAAGAGGUGGCGGGCAGGCCCGUACACAUCCACUUCCUGGAACCCAAGUGCACAGACAGGGAAUCCUCACACCAUGCAGAUACUGAAUUCCUGCAUACAUGCUUUCACUUCCAAAUCUGUGGGAACAAAUGAGACACAUAUAUAGAUACUGAGACCUGUAUGUAUUGCAGGAGCAGCACUCAUACCCAUCGGGGGGAGCCCCACAUAAACCAAGGAGGGCCAAUUGUUCAAACACACAUACCAUAAGCCUGACCCACUAACUCAGGCCUUUCCAGAGCUUCUCACUCCCAAUCAGGGCUCUGGAGUUAAGGACGAGGGCAGAUGUUAUACUUUGCCUCAGUCUGACUCAACCCAGCAGCAGUUUGGGGGUAGUGAGCCAGGGGAAGAGGAACUGCCCUUUGGAGGUCCCCUUCACCUGCAGCUAUAAUGCCCUUCCUCUUCAUGUCCUCUGUCCUCACCAUUUGCCUUACCCCCAUUCUACUCCUGUGCUAUGCAAAUGCCCUUGUGGCUUGUCCCCCCAACCCCACAGCAAUCAAGUCAGCUGGGGAACCAGAGGAAUGUGGAGAAUGCUAAAGUUAGGAUUUUCCAUCACCAAAAGACCCUUGUUCCUCCCUUGGAAGUAUGGUGGGGAAGCUGAUCUGUCAGUCCAGGGACCACCACUGAAGAGGACUUGGAGAGGUGGUCUGGGUCCAAGGGGCAUCCCUGUUCUAGAGAAGGCCUUUUCUGCACACAUGCACCCCCCUCCCUUUCCAGACACUGCCCCUACUGCAUUCUCUGUGCAACUGUCUGUUUCAGUUAAUAAAGACUUGCCCAAUGGUUCCA